This is a messenger RNA of Phyllotreta striolata, 2654 nucleotides long. Lineage: Eukaryota; Metazoa; Arthropoda; Insecta; Coleoptera; Chrysomelidae. The record is from the annotation of a GenBank genome assembly.
CAGUCGUACCUACAGUGUGUACUUGCACUGUACUUACUUAAGUAAAGUAAGGUAGUAAAUAUAUUUUAAAAAUUAUUAAAAAUGGUGAUAAAAGUUGAUGAAUCUGACAAAACACUUGGUGGGAUGGAAUUGCAACACAGUCCCAGCAGAUAUGACGUCGAGGGUAACAGAGGACCUUGGUAUGGUUCUAAAGCGAGUUGUACAAGUAAUGACGGCAUCAUGUUCCAAUCUACGGAUCUUAUCUUGAAGCCUUCGGAAAGUAAAAAGAAAGGAUCUCUUCAGGGCGAUGGAGGAGGAACCCACGGUCAUGGCUUUUCUGUGGAGCAUCCCACCUCUUAUUUGGAAACAUUGAUGCACGUUUUUAAAGGAAACGUAGGAUCCGGAAUAUUCGCUAUGGGUGAUGCUGUUAGAAACGCCGGAAUAAUAUUUGGGCCCAUAGUAGUAUUAUGUUUAGGGAUUAUUUGCGUCCAUUGUCAACAUUUAUUGCUCCAAGCGGCCAAAACUCUUCGUGAACGCCACCAAGUGAAAGUACCUCCAGAUUUCGCGGAAACCAUCGAACUGUGCUUCGAAAAAGGACCGCCGAAAAUGUCGCGGAUAUCCGGAUUGAUGAGGAAAGUGGUGAACUGCUGCUUGUGCAUGACCCAACUUGGUUUCUGCUGUGUGUACUUCGUCUUCAUAUCGGACAAUAUCAAGCAAGUGAUACGUUACUACGGUUUAGACCUGGAUGUUCACCUUAUAAUGGUGAUAAUAUUUAUUCCGAUCCUUCUGCCGUGCUUGGUGAGAAACUUGAAGUAUUUAGCUCCUUUUUCGACGAUCGCCAAUUUCCUGAUGAUGGGUGGAAUUAUCAUCGUUUUGUAUUACUCAACUAGUGAAGGUCUUCCGGCGAUAUCAGAGAGGAAAUACAUAUCAAGUUUGCAAACUAUACCGCUGUUUUUCGGCACGGCCAUUUUCGCAUUCGAAGGAAUUGGAUUGGUAUUACCGCUACAAAAUGAAAUGAAGAAGCCAAAUGAUUUCCAAAAACCUUUCGGUGUACUUAACGUCGGUAUGACGUUCGUCACGAUUUUGUACGCUUUGGUAGGUUUUAUUGGUUACUUGAGGUUUGGAGAUGACAUAGAAGGAAGCAUCACUUUGAAUUUACCUCAAGAUCAAAUUUUGUAUCAAUCUGUGAAAGUCAUUAUCUCGCUGGGUAUUUUGCUAACGUAUUGCCUUCAACUUUACAUCGCUGUCGGUAUAAUUUGGCCAGUUAUUCACGAUAAAUUAGGCGAAGUCAAACAUCCUGUUUUUGCUGAGCUUAUUUUUAGAACUGGACUUGUGUUGUUGACUUUUGUAUUAGCCGAAGCUAUUCCGUUCUUAAACCACUUCAUUUCCUUAGUAGGAUCUGUAAGUAGUACGGCAUUGUGCUUGGUGUUUCCCGUCGUUUUGGAUCUAGUAAUGAAGUUUUCGCACGAAGAAUUAACACCCUACAUCAUCGUAAAGGACGUUUUUAUUCUUCUAAUUUCUUUGCUGGGCAUGAUAACGGGAGGAUUCGAAAGUAUCAAUUCCAUCAUUAAAGCGUUCGGCAAAAAAGACUAAAUCCAGUGUAACAGAGGUAAAGAGAAUUUGUAGACAAAUGGAACGAAACCUACCUAUAAUGCAACCCGAACAACUACCUCGGCCAGAGUUUUCCGUUGCUAGUUUGUUGAAAACUCAUGAUACAAUGCACGAAUUUUUCUAAACGGGAAUUUUUGAAAAAUAUACUGUCCAAACGAACAAUUCUUAUGAUACUCUUAGGACAUUUAUUUUUUUUUCAGUUUGCAGGAUUUUUUUUCCAUAUCAAAUAUUUUUUGUUUGACAAUUCCAAUUUUUCUGCGAUGCACUUAUUGAAGUGGACAGAAUAUUUUUUACUAAAAAUUUCAAAAUACAAAUCCACCCUAGUUGUAAAAAACGUUAACCAGAAUAAUUAGAGACUUUACUAGAUCUAGCAAUUAAGCGUAAACGUAGAUGAAAAGGUGCUAUUUUGUUUAAAAAGUAUUAUUUUGACUUGUACAUAGCAAUUAGAUAUUAGUUGUAGUUUUAAUUAAUUUAUAUGAAUCCUAGUUGGCUAAUAUUUAUGUUACUUAUUAUGAAUUAGUUACCUUAACUGUUUUAAUUAUGCGUUACUGUUCAUUUAAGUUCCAAUUAUCACAUUUAAAUAUUAAUUUGAUGUUUAUUAAUUUGAAGUAAAAUGAAAUUGGUCGAUUAUCAAAAAUUAUAAAAAUUUCUCCUGGGUUCUUAAGUAAUUUUGUUUCCUGCAAUUCGAGGCUCAAUUUAAUGUGAUAAGUAUUAGAAAUGUGUUACUAGGAUAAAAUUUGUGUUAUAGUAUUACCGAUCGACGGUUUUUGAAUGAAAUUAUUAUAAAAUCUAGCUAAUAAUUUUCUUUUCGGGAAUCGUCGAUUAAUUAAGACAAAAUUAAAUAUCGUUUUUCUUUAGUUUAGAUUUUGUUUUUACCAUUUAGCGAAUAAAUAAGACGACGUAAUAAAGUGUGUUCUGUCUGUGACAGUGUACGAUACUUCGUGAGUAUACACUUGUGAUAACUCGAAUGUACAAGUUGAUUUUUUCCUAUUUUUAUCGUACAUUUUUCAUGAUGUUGACAAAGAGAAUUAUUAAUGAUUUAAUAAAGUUAAUUUUGAGUUUCA